Messenger RNA from Mobula hypostoma (lesser devil ray), 10629 nucleotides. It is a transcript of the gene mdfi, whose product is annotated as MyoD family inhibitor. The record is from RefSeq and is a predicted model, not a curated record. The transcript is spliced from 4 exons. NCBI's taxonomy places the organism in Eukaryota, Metazoa, Chordata, Chondrichthyes, Myliobatiformes, Myliobatidae. Bases 600 to 1388 code for a protein of 262 amino acids.
CUUCGAACGAGUUGCAGCUCUCUUCUCGAAGCAGAGGUCCUGCAGGAGGAAACUGAGAAAUCCCGGAAUCCAGGCGAUUUCCGCCUCUCGCUUCAGGAGGAGAGAGAAAGGGGGAGCGAGGCGGUAUGUGAGUGGUUUUAGUGGAGUCACUGGGGAAGCGAUCUGAGUCACAAGAAGCCACAAGCUGGGCGACCCAGAGGAGUUCAGAGGGAACCAAAAGAAACUUCCCGAGACAGUGAAGUUUGAAAAGAAAAUAGUUACAGAUUUUUAAAACAAGUUUGAGAGUUGCAAAUUCCAAGCUUCUGAAUUAAAACUUUUUUUUGGCCUCAGUGAAAUCGAUAAGGUUUGCAAAGUUUGCUUAAAAAAAAAACAAAAAGAACCCUGCAUGAUUCAUUCGGAAGAAGACAGAACUUGGACCGAGAAAGUUUCAGGAAAGUUUGUACAGUGAAUCACCUCUGAACCCCAUACCAGGCGAUGUUUCGCGCUUGGGCAAGUUGUUCAUCUUUCAGUAAAGUGGCUCUAGAACAUAUUUAAAGGGACGGUUUAACGAGUGGCCGUCGCUUUAUUCGUUCACCGAGCUCCGUUUUCAGCCGCAACCAAUGUCUCAAGGUAACAAGGGCUGCAAUCACACACAGCAGGGAGCAGCAGCGCCUACAGCGCAAGGAACCCGACCAUCCCGGGACAGAGGGAAUGAAAAUGAAGACGGAGAAGACCAGGCAUUGUUGAGAGAGGAUACUGCACCAUUCAGUGAGCAGGAAGCAGAGAACGAGACCGGAGGUCACAGUUCAUCAGUAGAUACUAUAACGUGUCAACCGCAGCCUACCCCUUCAACAAGUUACUUCACGCCAGGAAAGGUUGCCGUAGGCCCUGUGUCGUCACAAAAUGCUGUUAGACAGGACACCCAGCCAAACAGCACCAUCUCUGAAGCUGCUUACAAGCCACAGAGUCCAGUUACCCUCUCUCCAGUUGGACCCAGAGUGCACAGCAGUGCUGUGGCACAGUCGGCACCAUCAACCUCACACUACAAGCAUGGCAAACUGCAGUCCUACCCGUCCAUCAACAGCCACAGCAGUAAGAAGAGCAAAUCCAGUUCCAGGUCAACAGCAUCUCAGAUCCCUUCUGACGCAGACGAAGACUGCUGCGUGCACUGUAUUCUAGCCUGCCUUUUCUGCCAGUUCCUCACCCUGUGCAAUAUCGUACUAGACUGCGCGACCUGCGGCUCCUGCACCUCCGACACCUCCUGCUGCUGCUUCUGCUGCGGCUCCGAGGAAUGUGCGGCCUGUGACUUGCCCUGCGAUCCAGACUGCGGGAUCGUGGAUGCGUGCUGCGAGUCGGCGGACUGCCUGGAGAUCUGCAUGGAGUGCUGUGGCCUCUGCUUCUCCUCUUAAAUGUGAAUUCUGGAAAUCUCGUCCAGGACUUAAUGAGUGUCUGACUGGAUGGUUGGUCAUGAUGUACCUUCAAGGUUCGACGACGAGCAAGGAACAGUUUGGAAAUCUCUUUCAUCCUGGUGGCUGUCAAGACAUAAAGAUGAGACGUAUGUCACUGUGGUGUUAGUGACAUCUAUUUCAAUUUUUUUAUUAGUCAGCUAGAAGGUUUGCCAAUUGUUGCUCAAACUUUUCAACUUCCAAAGCUUUCUGUGAACAGGAUUUUGUUAUUCCCCUUUACCCAUUAGAAUAUUCUUCUGAUAAUUUCAUUAUGAAUCAAAGCUUCAGUCUUCAAGGAUACGAUCCUGACUUUGCUUCCCGCAGGAAGUGGGGCAGGAAGAGCUGUUGUAGGUAGAAAGUUGUUGAGGUGAAUCUGGUCAGAUUGUGAGUGAGCACUGCUAAGGAGGGAUUAGUUUUAUGUUCCCAAUCCUCACACUGCUAGGUCAACAUCUACCUCUUAUGCCUCACAGUGAAUGAUUUACUAAGAGGCUCUGACAAAGUGAAGGCAGAAAAUAAUUUCAUUACUUAUGCUUGACAGUGGUACACGAUCACAUUGGUUUCCAAUGGGAGAGGAUGUUCAACCUAUCUAACUCACUUAUACAUAGAUUUCCUUUGAAAACCUGAAUCCCAUCUGUAGAGUAAGAGACGGCUGUUUCUUCUUGCUUGAAGCCUAUUAACACGACUGGGGACAGGAAUGGUACUUACAAUCUAUACACACAAAAAAAUGCUGGUGAACGCAGCAGGCCAGGCAGCAUCUAUAGGAAGAGGUGCAGUCGACGUUUCGGGCUGAGACUUACAAUAACUUUUACAUGAGGAAAAUAGUGAGAGGGAGUUUAGCAAACUGCAUCCUGUGGCCACCUGAAAAAUACCCUUCCUUACCAGGGUGGCACAAUAGCAUAAUGUUAUUUCAGCACCAGCGACCCAGGUUCAUUUCCUGCCGCGGGCUGUAAGGAGUUUGUACGUUUUCCCUGCGACCAUGUGGGUUUCCUCCGGGUGCUCCAGUUUCCUCCCACAUUCCAAAGACGUACGGGUCAGUACAGUAGGUUAAUUGGUCACAUGGGUGGAAUUGGAUAGCAUGGGCUCGUUGGGCCAGAAGGUCCUAUUACUGUGCCAUAUCUCUAAAAAAAAGUUAAUAUAACAUAAAUGCUAUGUCGGACCACCUAUUGUAUACCCAUUGUAUACCACAGGCUGCCCCAUCACCAAGCUACUUCACACCAACAAAUGCUGCACUAAGUGUUAAGUGUCAGGCAGGACAACCAGCCAAAUAGCUGCUUGCAAUCAAUCAACCAAGCACUACUGGGACCAGAAGAACCAGAACUUGUAAACUAUCCUUAACAGGUUUUAGGUUUCAGACUUCUUGGGAUCUUUUCCCCCCACAUGUGAAGUUUAUUAUGAAGAAUGAAAAAAUAUAGAAAACAAGGUCCAAUUUUCUCAUGAAUUCAUAGUACUUCCACUGGUCACCUCAUGUUAUAAUGGCCCCUUCAACUAAACUGGCCCUUCCCUUCACUGCUGCUGGUCUCCAAAUUCAAAUAAAGUUACAUUGCCUAUCUUUGUCUUGUCAAAAGACAAUUAAACUGCAGAUAUAGGAAGGUGCUUGAUCACAGCCAAGUAUUUCUUUUCUCCAUAACCUUCUCCAGUUCUCCACUCCCCCACUUCCAGACAAAUUACCAGUUGAGGAUGCAAAAAGGAAGAAAUAAUAAUCCAGCAGAUGAAAUCUGCAGAAAUCUGAAAUUAAAAGAAAGAAUGCUGGGGAUACUUAGCAACUCAGGCCACAUUUCAAGGAAAUGAAGCAGAAUUAGCUUACUAGGUUGAUGACUUUUAUCUGAACUAUGAUAAAAUGUGCUAAUGAAAGAUAGUUUAUCGGAAACAUUACUUCUGUUUCCUCUUCCACGGAUACUGCCUGAUCUGCCGAACAUCCCCAGCAUUCAUUAUUUUUGUGCCUAUGAAGGUUUGCUAAAUAAGAGCAAUGACCAAUCUCUCUCUGUCUGAUCAAGGCCAUCUGCUUCACCCUAAAGAAACUUACCUAAAACUUUGACCUAGCUGGAAUUAAAACUGUUUUGUGUAGUCCAGUAGCUAUUGAAGGAAAUAAACUGCUCAGUGGAUGUACCCACUCAGAUUAUUGACCUUUAUUACAUCUGACCAUGUGCUUUGAAUGGCAGCUGUGAAUUAGGUGAUGGAAUCUCUCCUUGAUCUGUGAUAAAAUUUUCUUUGGAAAUAUUAUCAACACAAAUGUAUAGAAACUAAUUUGCAUUAGAUGAGAAAAUAAUACAAGUUUUAUAAUGCGGUAUCAGUACUCCCUGCUGCCAAACCUUAAAAAAAAGAAGGGAAGCGGAGUAUUUGGUUAUCAUGGUAACUGGCUAUCGUGUGGAAUGUCUGUCUUGAAGAAUGCUGGAAGCAGACACAGCAAUAAUUUUAUAAAAAGAUUUAGGUAACUAUUUAAAUGGAUGUAUUUGCAUGGUAGCAGAAAAGAACAGGGGAAUAGGACCAAUCAGGUGUCUCCUUCAAACAUCUACCACAGCUCUAAUAAAUUAAAUGAUUUCUGUAGUCUGUGAACUCUUCCUUGAGUUAACAUAGUAACUGGAACUAGUUGUUUAUUCAAAUACUAGAACACUGAAACAGAAUGCAGUUAAAUUAGUAAGAGUGUUGUUUUAAUUUCUGUGUAUUCUGGUUUGAUACAAUAUAUUUUUAGUUGCUGCAUGAUGCUCUAGAUUCAAUAGUCACCAAGGCAGAAUGGCUCACUUGUGAACGGGGCUAUAUCAAGUUGUCUGCAAAUUUAAUAUUUUGCCAAGGUUUGUUUUUUUUUAGUUUUUGGGUAGCUAACUUUACCUUUCUUGUAUUCCUGAAUGAAACAUUAAUAGUUAAGGUUGUUCAGAUGUUUGGGGCUGCUCGGUUUACAAUGCUGCUACACCCCAAGCACUCCACUUCCUCCCAAUGUCCUCACACUAAAAUCAAGAUUCGCUGCUCCAGAUCUUUCUUGAAGUGCUCCUUCCUUAGGAUGUCAAACUGUGAAACUCCCAAAUCCCUCAGGGGUAACAUUAAAUAAAGGGCCAACAGUUAUGGAAUUAAUAUGUAGGUUCUGAGAAACAUUAUUCAUUCAAGCCAUAAAAAAUGGUACAGAUUGUCAAGAGAAAUUAAAGAUAAUAUUAAAUCAAAACAAAAGGCUAAAAAUAUUCCAAAAGACAGUAAUAUGCCUGAGGAUUGGGAAUAUUUCAGAAUCCAGCAGAAAGAGAACCAAGGCAUUAAUAAGAGAAACACAGGAGACUGCAGAUGCUGGAACGUGGAGCAACACACAAAACGUUGGAGACACUCAGCAGAUCAGACAGUAUCAAUCGAGGGAAAUGUACAGUCAAUAGUUCAGGUCAAAGCCUUUCAUCUGGAUGGAAGAUGAGAUGUUCACUUGAUAAGAAGAGAGUGGGUACAAGAGUAAUAUAGUGAGGAAAAAAGAGAUUGUAAGACCUGAUGUAGAUGUGUAAAAAAUAGCUAAAAUUAGUGUGGGUCUAUGAAAGACAAAGAGGAGAAAUUACAUUGGGAAGGGAAAAUGGUUUCUAAGGCAUAAAACGUCCAGGAAAUAUUGGAUAGCUAUGGGUUUGGGGUGAAUGAGGAGGUGAAAUAUUAACAUUCAAAAAAGGAACUGAACUGAAGCAUGAUAAAUUUGCAUGGCCUAAUGGUCUGUAUCUUAUGGUUUUGAAAGGGUGCCGAUAGAAAAGUUGAUUUUUCCACUGAUUGUCAUCUUCUAAAAUUCCAUCAAUCUAAAAUGUUUUCCAUAUGUUGCAAGUAUAGCAAAUAUAACCCUAUCGUUUUUGAAAGGAAGGAAAGAGAAAACAGGGAAAUUCAGAUCCGCCCCUUGUAUUGAAAAUGCUGGAAUCUAUUAUUAAAGAAAUGGUAAUAGGGCACUUAGAAAAUAAGAACAAGGUUGGCAGAGUCAGCAUGGAGUCAUGAAAAGGAAAUCAUGUUUGAUAAAUGGAUUAGAAAUUUUUGAGGUUGUAGCUCUCAGAUUAGAUAAGGAUGAACUAAUAGGUGUAAUUUUUGGACUUUUCAAAGACCUUUCAGAUGGUCACACACACAAAAAUAUUAAAAAUGAAAUGAAGCACAGUGCAUUGGGGCAAAACAAAUCUGCAGAUGCUGGAAAUCUGAGCAACACACACAAAAUGCUGGAGGAACUCAGCAGGCCAGUCAGCAUCUACAGGAAAAAGUACAGUCGACAUUUCGGGCCAAGACUUAGUUGACUGUACUUUUUUCCAUAGAUGCUGCCUGGCCUGCCGAGCUCCUCCAGCAUUUGUGGUUGUUAUGUUAACUGGCCACUGAAAAUUGUCCCUGACGUAUAGGUAAGUGAUAGAAUUUGCAGGAAGUUGAUGGGAAUGUGGGAAGAAUAUAAUGGGAUGCAUGUAGGAGUCGUGUAAAUGAGUGGCUGAUGGUCAGAAUAGACACGAUGGACUGAGGGACCUAUUUCCAUGUUGUGUGACUGUACACUAAGUCUGUUACACCAUCACAAUACAGGAAAUGAAGCAAUCUAUUUACACAUAGCAAGCUUCCAAAAAUAACCUUUGUGAUAAAAUGUUUUAACGUUGUUGGUUGAGGAAUGAGUAUUGGCCAGGCCACCACACCUAAUUCCUUGCUCUUUGAAAUGUGCCAAAAGAUCUUUUACAUCCACCUGAGAGAAUAAACUGGAAUAAAGCAGAAAAUACUGGGACUACUUAAAAGACCAGGUAGCAACUGUGAUGGUGUCAGUGUGUCAGGUCAAAUGACCAUUCAUCAGGACUAUGAAGACCAGAAUGAACGGAUUUGGAUUGAUUGCCUAACACACGGCUUCAAAUGGUAUAGGAUUUCCUCAGUACUGCUUUGCUGUUUAAAAGCAUAAAGACAAAAGUGUUAUUAAGAGUGAAGCAUGUAUAAUUAGUGAUACAGGUAAACAUUUGAAAAAUCUGCCGGUGGUGUGACACCUUUCCUGCCAAUCAUUCCAACUUGAUCACAAAAGCAUAGCUGUAUAUGUGGUAUUAAAUAUAUCUACAAAGAGGAUAUGUUCAGCAUAGUGGGUAUAGAUUCCAAAGUAUAAUUGGAAAAUAGAAGGAUGGGGGCAUCUUGCUCUUGGAGCAGAGAAAGCAACGAGGAAAUUAGAGAAUUUACAAUUAUGAGAGGAAUGCCUCUUUCCAUUGGAUAAUGGAGCAAAGGCUGGAGGAUAUAAUUCCAAGGCAAUUAGCAAAUUAACCGGAGAUGGUAAUGGUGAAUUAUAAAAUGAGUGCUUCGGACAUUGCAGUGCUCUGUGAUAGGUUGCUGCUUCAGAAAGGAAUUGGUUAAAAAUAUUGAGAAGGGAAAAAAUGCUGGAUUUUAGGGGGGAAAGAAGUUCGGGAAACUGGGACUAACUGGAAUCCACUUCUAAAGAUACAGCACAGACUCAAUGGCCUGAAUCACCUCCUUCUGUACUGACUUAUAGGACUAUCACCAUGACUACACACGCCUCUUUCCCCCAUUAGUUCCUACUCUUCAUAAACCUGUCAAACUCCAGGUUGAUAAUUUAUUGCUAGUAUGUAAUACUAAAAUCAAAUUGAAUGAAUCGUGACAUUGUUUGAAAAUGUAGUCCAUUGUAUUUGUGUUCCUGGGCAAUAUUCCUGGGUCAUGCUAUCAGCGUAAUAUUGCUUUUAUAUGGGAGGUGGAAUCUUAACAUCAUAGUUUUGCCCAUGCUACCACCAAUAUAGUUAGCUAAAGAGUGUGAAGACUUGUAAAGAUACCAUUCACUAAGUCACUGCUGGCAAAAUGUUGUGGAGUGAAGGUGCAGCAAUAUGGACAGAGAAAGACAAAAUAUUGUCAAUGCUGGAAGCCUGAAAAAAGUAAAUACUUUGCAGGUCAGUCAGCAUCUGUAGUAAGAGCAGCAGAGUUAACAUUCCAGGUCAAUGAGCUGUUAUAAGAAUGCUAAAGCAUUGAUCACUACCAAUGCUCUGCCAUUGGUGGUUGUGCCUUCAGCUGCUUGGCCUUGUGAUCUAAACUUCCGCACCAGAACUUUCUUUGCCUUGGUCUUCUACUUUAAGGUGCUUUUUUAAAACCUACCUCUUUAUUCAAGCUUUUGGCCACUUGUUUUAAUACUGUCUUGUGGCUCAGUGUUGAUUUUUGUUUGUUGAUGCUCAUGUGAAGUGCCUUGGGAUAUUGUACAACAUUAAAGUUGCAAUAUAAAUGCAUUUUGCUGUUGUUGUCUCUUGAUCUUUCCAUUGGCCUUCUAUACAUUUUCCUGUGAUGGAAUUAACUGAGGUACUGCUUCCAUAGGUGGCACAGUAAACCUUUUUUGGAUUCAGGUAAAAAUCAUGUGCCGGUGCCUAACAUCUGGAUUCAUCAAUGAUGAAUGGUUUUGGUUUGGGUAAUGGAGAUUGAAGGAAAACCAGGGAAAUUCAUUACAAUCACAGCCUCCUAGAGACUCAGGAAUGGCAUUAAGCUCCCCAUUUAUCCAAAAGCUUUUGAGUCCAAUUUCCACCUACUUAAUCUAUUUUAUGUAACCCCUUAGGGUUGGCCAGCACAUGUUUGUCUAGGGGAAGACAACUUCUGGCCCCGCCAAACUGAGAAAUCUCAUUCGUGUGGAUGCUGCGUGAUGUGUUGCCCGGUUACAAAUCCACACCGCAAAAUAUCAGACAGUACACCACAUGCAAUUAAAUGAUUGAACUUUAUAAAUCUUAAUAUGAAAAUAGGAUUAGUAAAGAAAAUAAAAAGAAAGAGGCCCAUUUUUAAGACAAAAGUCAAAAGUGCAUGUUGGAGCUCCCAGCUCACAUUCAUCAACCCUUGACCUCCGAGCGUCGCCGACCUUCGGACCCUUGCUCCCAGUCCACUCCAUCUGGUGGUCUCCCAGCUCUCUCUCCACACGCAUCUUCCUUCUCUCGCCGACCAAAAGACCGCGAAAAUCUCUCUUCCAGACUCACAAGAAACAACGUUUCUCUCAUUGGAUGCCUCCCCCCCACAUUCCAAGCCCUGUUAUCUCCAUUCAUGACCCAAACAUUGCUGCUACAGAGAAACCAUUACAUCAGCAGUGAAACAUUACAGAGAGGCCAUUACAGUAGCAGUGAAACCUGACACUGUGCUACAUUUAAAUUCUUCAGAACCCACGAUGGGAUGACAUUUUUCUUGAUACUGAAUAAAAAAUGUUAAUUGCUUCCAGUAAAAGUAUUUUUUUUACCCUUCCCAUACCUUUGAAUCUUCUCCAUUCUUUUCGUACUGUUUGGUGAGAAGUAAUUUUUGGAGAAUGGCUACUUUUCUUGCCUCCAACCAGUGGUUAAUCUCAGAUUACCCAUGAAGUGUGGACCAUUGGCUAUUUGUUUUCAUGUACAAUUUACAGUCUUGUCAGUACCUCCAGUUGAAUUUUGUCUUUGUGUGUAUUUUCCCCUAGCCAUCAGUCUGUGGUUUUGUAUUGCCAUGUGCUCUUGUUUGUUUUCAUGCCCCAGGUGCUCCUGUCCCUGCUCCUGCUCUACUCCGGCCCCUGUAUUACUGAGUACUCUGUCUCUCAUCUGUUUCUUAUUAUUUCCUGUUUUGCUGUCACUUCUGUCUCAUUGUGCUCCACCUAUCACCUGCCUCUCUGUUUAUUGCUCAGUGUAUUUUAGUCCCGUGUUUUCACCUGUUUGUUUUCAGAUUGUGCCAGUGAAUUUUCCUGAGCCUUUCCAGCAUUCAUACCUGUACUCUAUCCAUCUGAAUAUUGACUCUGCCUGUUUCCCGAUUCUGGUUUUCAGAUUUCUCUGGAUGUUUUGAUCUCUGCCCGAACUUUGACGCCGACUUGGUUUGCACCUCGGGUUUUGUUACUCAAUUAAUAUCACUGGGUGCACAGUACUGGGUCUGCGAUUGAAUCCCUGCUCCAGUGGCCUGACAAGUCCGGACAGAGGUUCUUUGACCCAUCCAGGCCACAGUGAUAUUCUCUCUCCACCAGAGCAACAUCUGAAUCCACAUGCACUAAUCUGUCCUCACUUCUUCCUUUUAAUGAUUUAUCUAACCAACUCUUAAAAUUUAAGAAGAUCUUUGCUUCAGCUACAUUAGUAGUCUAUUGGUCAACCUCCAAAUCCAGAGUUUGUUUAGAGAUACAGCAUGGUAACGGGUCCUUCUAGUCCAAGGAGCCUGCACUGCCCAAUUACACCUAUAUGACCAAUUAACUAACUAAGCCGUACACCUUUGGAAUGUGGGAAGAAUCUGGAGGAAACCAAAGUGGUCAUGAGGAGAAUGUACUAUCUCCUUACGGACAGCAGUGGGAUUGCACUCGGUGCUGGCACUGUGGUAGCAUUACGUUGACCACUACGCUACCGUGCUGUCCACAAAAGUAUUUGGGUCACAAGAUUUUUUAAUCUCAUUCCGGUACACAAGUUUAAAGGAGAACGAAGUUAGUGGUUGUGGGGGGUGUACAGUGGUGGGUUAGUCAGACAUCCCACCCUGCAAAAACUCAUUUCAGGGAGGUAGCACCAAAAAUUUGCGGGAGACUUCCGGGAGAGGUGGGAUGUCUGCAAUCGAGUAGCUCCAUAGCAGCUGGCCAGCUAGUUUAAAUAACGUUAGCUAUGCUAAUGAACGAAUGACACCUGUUAAACUCACCUCAGCAUGUCUUUUACAGUCUUAACCCACCAUGGGCAAUAGAAAAGUCACUGUUGCAAACAGUGCAGCGAGCAACACUGUCAUUAUUUUGACCCCUAUUAGGCAGGGGUACACUUUAGUGAAGUCUGGGGUGACGUACGUUUUAUGUUUUUUUUGGAACACCCUGCCAUGGCGCCUUGCGCUCGCUCUCUCUCGUGGUCACUCUCACACUCUCUCUUGCUUUUCUCUCGCUCGCUCUCAAAAAAAUUGAUCUCUGUGAUAUUGUAUAUAAUUUGCAGGCAUCACGGAGCCACUAUUAAUAUGUGGGAGACUCCCGGAGGUUCUCUGGGGGGGGUUAGUGGAUGGAGGUGUUGAUCAGUCUUACUGCUUGGGGAGAGGAACUGUUUUUGAAUCCGGUGGCACGGGCAUGGAUGCUACGUUGCCUCCUCCCUGAUGGGAGUGGGAUAAACAGUCCAGGGUGGCUGGUUUCCUUUAUGACAUUGCUGGCCCUUUUCCAGCACCUUUCUGUAAACAAGGGUGGACUUAUGGCCCAACAUAACCUUAUUCUUGCAACACACACAGAAUGCUGGUAGAAUGCAGCAGGCCUGGCAGCAUCUAUAGGAAGAAGUAUAGUCGACGUUUUGGGCUGAGACCCCUUGUCAGAACUAGCUGAAAGAAGAGA